Archocentrus centrarchus (flier cichlid) is the source of this 4801-nucleotide messenger RNA. RefSeq names its product potassium voltage-gated channel, Shaw-related subfamily, member 2 (gene kcnc2). NCBI's taxonomy places the organism in Eukaryota, Metazoa, Chordata, Actinopteri, Cichliformes, Cichlidae. Gene Ontology annotation, cellular component: neuronal cell body membrane; dendrite membrane; axon terminus. Gene Ontology annotation, biological process: action potential; protein homooligomerization; potassium ion transmembrane transport. The record is from RefSeq and is a predicted model, not a curated record. Gene Ontology annotation, molecular function: delayed rectifier potassium channel activity; protein binding. Bases 488 to 2209 code for a protein of 573 amino acids. The transcript is spliced from 4 exons.
AUGCGUAAUGGGGAACUUUAAGCAUCUGAUAAUGUGUGAGUUGCCGACAUCACUUUAUAGUCUUGGUUUUACGUUACACAUUUUUAAGUAACGAGCCCGACGAUGACGAGCAGCUGUGCGUCUUGGACGCCGGAGACGCGCAACGGCAUGAGGAGCUCAGUCUGUUUGGAGCCACCGGUUGAGAUCAUUCAACACUCCCAGCGCUGACCGACUGACUGACUGACUGAACAGAGAGUGGGAUACAAAUUGACUCCCUAUGUCUCCCUGAAAUAUUCGUGAACGAAAGGAUGGACGUCUUCCUCGCCCCCCAAAAACGAUACGACAGCGACGGAUGAGUGAAAUCGGAGAUGAUGCGCACCGCGGCUAAAAUCCCGGAGCUUUUUUGAACAGGACUGUGGGUGUGUGAGCAUCAGGCUCGCUGUUAUACCUUCGGACUGCACUCGCCAACUUCCCCCGCUUUCCAUCAAGUCAUGUCUGAUAUAGAGCGAUGGGCAAGUUUGACGACAACGAGAGGAUAAUCCUCAACGUCGGGGGAACAAGGCACGAAACCUACAAAACCACCCUAAAGACUCUGCCGGGGACGCGACUGGCCCUGCUCGCCUCCGACUCGGACAUCGACUCCGUGCUGGAUCAGCUGCAACAAGUCCCCGGCUUCAUCGAGUACAACGCGCGGACCAACGAGUACUUCUUCGACCGUCACCCGGGCGUCUUCGCCUACGUGCUCAACUACUACCGCACCGGGAAGCUUCACUGCCCGGCGGAUGUGUGCGGACCGCUGUUUGAAGAGGAGCUCUCCUUCUGGGGCAUCGAUGAGACGGACGUGGAGCCCUGCUGUUGGAUGACAUAUCGACAGCACCGGGACGCGGAGGAGGCUCUGGACGUAUUCGAGCUCAACGUGGACACCGGAGAAGAGGACGACGAGAUAGGGAAAAGGCUCGGCAUUGAGGAUGUGGCUGCUGACGGGAAUGUCAGCCUGUGGAGGAAGUGGCAGCCGGUGAUCUGGAAUCUGUUCGAGGACCCCUACUCAUCCAGGGCGGCGAGGUUUAUUGCCUUUGUAUCUUUGUUCUUCAUCCUGGUCUCCAUUACGACCUUCUGCUUGGAGACUCAUGAGGCUUUCAACAAAAUCAUCAACAAGACGGAGUUGAUGCGGAACAGCAGCGUGCCUGACUCAGGUCCACAGUAUGAGAUUGAAACUGACCCUGCUCUUACAUAUGUGGAAGGAGUUUGUGUCUUCUGGUUCACCAUUGAGUUCCUGGUGCGUGUGACCUUCUGCCCGGUCAAGUUGGAAUUUUUUAAGAGCCUUCUCAACAUCAUCGACUUCGUGGCUAUCUUGCCUUUCUACUUGGAAGUAGGGCUGAGUGGCCUUUCUUCAAAGGCUGCAAAGGAUGUGUUGGGUUUCCUCAGGGUGGUUCGUUUUGUUCGUAUUCUGCGUAUCUUCAAGCUAACACGACAUUUUGUGGGGCUUAGGGUACUGGGCCACACAUUACGGGCUAGCACCAAUGAAUUCCUGCUGCUCAUCAUCUUCCUGGCAUUGGGAGUGUUAAUUUUUGCCACCAUGAUAUACUAUGCCGAAAGAAUCGGCGCCAAGCCCAAUGAUCCCACGGCUGCCCUCCACACCAAGUUCAAGAACAUCCCCAUUGGCUUCUGGUGGGCUGUGGUAACCAUGACUACACUGGGAUAUGGUGAUAUGUAUCCAGAGACCUGGUCAGGCAUGGUUGUGGGUGCGUUAUGUGCUUUAGCUGGUGUGCUCACAAUAGCCAUGCCUGUGCCUGUUAUUGUCAAUAACUUUGGGAUGUACUAUUCUCUGGCUAUGGCCAAGCAGAAGUUACCCAAAAAGAGGAAGAAACAUAUCCCUCAAACAGUGCAGGGGGGGUCCCCCAUCUACUGCAAAGCUGAUCUCAACACCACCUGCAACAGCACUCAAGGUGACCUGUGCCACGUCAAAGGGAGCAGGGUACUAGAACGCAACCGUUCAGUCCUGUCUGCAGACUGCAGUGGGGGAAGUGACCUCACCAUGUCUCCUGAGGAGAGGGUUCCCAUGCGUAGGUCCAGCACUCGAGAACAGGACCGCCGGAGUGGGGGGACGUGUUUCCUGCUCGCUGCAAGUGACUACGCCUGCUCUGCAGAUGGAGGGAUACGAAAAACAGAUAACUGCAAAGACGUUGUCUUUACUGGUUUUACACAAGCAGAGAGCAGCGUUCUAUCUUAAUGGCUUGAAGGAAGGCACCACCAUAGUGGAAAGGUAAAGGAGUGUGAGGGUAGCCGGCAGUGCGGAGCCCUCUCACCUUCUUCUCGGUCAUGAAUUAUGAUUUGCAUUUUUGUGUAUGAGUGUGUGAAGUAAAACUGGGGUUAUUCAAUAAUCCAUAAGGAGACGAGGACAGUUUCUGACAGACAUGCAUUUUUGAAGGCACCAGUCACGGUGCUGCUUGUAGCAUUUUAUUCAGUGGAUUAUGUCCACAUUAAUAUAAAGUAAAUAUGACCAUUGUGACCAAAAUCCUGGAGAAAACAUGUAUAUAUUUGUGUGUUCCACAAGGUUUAGAAAUUUUCAUGAUAGAAAACAGACAAAAAAAAAAAAAUUAUAACUUUUUGCACCAUUAAAUCAGCCAUGACCCACACCUAUUAACUGAUCUUCAGUCCCCGGACGAGACAACCUGGACCUGCAUUCCAUUAAAACAGUUGGGGGCGUCUCAUAUGAAAUUGAAGCACCUUUUUAUUUGGCUGAAUGGCUGCAUCAUUUUUAUGCAUACUUUUUUUUUAAACAAUGACAGGUAUAAAUUGCCUUUGCAUACCAACAGGUGUGGGAAAGCAGACAUAACCAUGCAGCAAUGUGCCUCACCCAUCACUACAGUACAGUAUGUCUAUAGAAGUAGGUUGCUUAGCAACUGGCUCACAACUAGAUGCAUCUUACACGUAGCUCAGCAAGAAGUCAAAACUAUUAAAAAGGAGAGUUCUCAAAAACAUUUCUCUUUGUCUGUGCACCAAAUUAUUGAAUCACCCCUUACUUGAACAACAACAGUAUACAACAGAACCUUUAUAAAUCUGGAUAUAUGCCCCAGAGCAUCAUAGAUUUAUACUGUUUUUAGUUUGGGGCAUCUAUUUAUGCCAGAGUGUGCAUGGUGAGGUCUUAUGAAAUGAGAGAAGAUGUAUUUCUUUCAUUCAGAGAUGUGUUUAUAUUUUAUUUAGACAAUCCAUUUCCUGUUUGAAUGACAGCAGGAUAAAAUUGUCAUCAGUAUGAGGACCUAUUGCAGUGGGAAGACCUCAUUUGGAGCCAUAAGGCCACAUCUACAGGACAGUAAGGAUGAGGACGAAUGCAAGAGCCACUGACUGACAGCCAGUCAGCUCCCGGCUCAGUGAGCACACUGGACAACUUGCUAAAAAUUCUUAUUUUGCAAAGGAGAGCAAAUCAAACUGGACACGUCAUUAAAAGAGACUAUCUACUGCAUAGAUUUUGCUCCUGUAAAUACAACAAAACAGCACAUCUGGGCCAUGUGGCUCUGUCCACACACCUGUCUUUUGAUGGCGAGUCAGGUAACAAGGUGGUUGGUUGCUAUGUUGCGCCGUAACACUCAAAGUCAAUCAUAUUUCUUGCUGUGGUAUCCCUCCUCGCAAUAAGUGUAUUAAGAUGCAUCAGUUGAGGCACUUUGUGUUUUAAAAAAGGAGUGUAUUCAUAUAUGAAAUUCAGCAUAAAAUAUAUACAGUAUAGAGAGACAAAUGUGCUAAGUUGAAUAAAUGUGACAUUACGGUCAUCUCUGCUUUUGUUUCUCUCGGUAAUUUCAGUAGGUUAAUCGCGCUGCUGUGUGUAAAUGUGUGUAUGUGUAUCCUAAAAAUCCAGGGUAAGAUCUAUCAUUUGAAAGGCCAGGUCAGAGAAGACCAGUGAGCGGACUUGAUGCUGUCACUCUUUCACAUUUAGCACAAACACAAAUGAGACACAGCUCCCCUGUGAUGCAGCUGCCAUUGUAGAAGUCCCCUCUCUACCCUGCGUUAGUGCUGCAAAUGUUCAUCUCUAUACAAACCAAAUUUUUCUUACCAGACUAUUCCUCAUGACUCCUGGUGGCUAACAAAAGUAACUUGAUUCUUCCAGAUCUUUCCCCUUGUUGGGGGGGAGUGGAGCAAAAGUGUAGCAGAAGUUUAGCAAGUUAUAAAGUGGGACUUCUAGAAUGGCUACAUCUGCACAGUAGCAAUCCCGUGUAUCUAAACAAUCUGAUUGGAUUUGCAAUAAGCACCUGAAAAACAAAAAGCGCCGAUCCACACUGUGAUUUCAGCAGCCCGUCAAAACAGGAAGGUGAAGGAAAGCGAAAGCAGCUCUAAACGCUGCCAGGCAAGACCUGAAAGUGGCACGAUGUGUGUCGCUUUGGUGGAGACCUGCACAGUUGUAGGCUAGCUGUUCAAGUGUCACCCUGAACCCACAAUCCUCCUCAUGUAGUACACACGCUGCUUUACUCUUUGUAUUGACAAAGGGGUACCGUUCUUUGUGUAUUUCUAGGAUGACGUUGUAACUUGAAAAAAAAAAAAAAGGUGUUUAUUUUUUUUGAAUCCAGAACAUGUAUUUUUGUGUCUUACUGUUGAGUACAUUGCUCUUUCCUGUAACAGUCAUGGUAGUCUGAUGCUGUGCUUCUACAUCGUGUCCUCAAACUGUCAGGCUUUUGAUCCAAGUUCAUGUUUUGUAUGUUUUACUGUGAGCAUAAUUCUAGUUUGAAGUCUGUAUUUGUGGAGCCUUUUGUUGGCGUUCUAAAAGUGCAUGCAGAAAAGAAAAAUCAUGAUGUCAAAUUGUAAAAAAAAAAAAAAAGGACAAAAAAAUGAU